AUGGCUAAAGAAUUUAACUGGUCUUCGACCGUUGAGGGAUGGGUAUUCACUUCGUUUCUAAUCGGAUAUUUGGCAACUCAAAUAAUUGGGGGAGCUUUAGCAGACAAGUUUGGCGGGAAAAUUGUAUUCGGGACAGCCGCCUUUGUCUGGUCAAUGUUUACCGUGUUGACACCUCUUGCCGCCAAACACUCGCUUUUCAGUCUCAUACUCUGUCGUAUUUGUCUAGGCGUUGGUGAAGGAGCUGCUUUUCCGAGCGCCCAUUCCCUCAUAUCUGCUUGGAUUCCCCAACAGGAACAAACCCGAGCGAUAAGUAUGGUUACUGCUAUGGCAUAUAGUGGAUCGAUUAUCGCGUUGCCAACAUCGUCUUUUUUAGGAAGUUCUGUGUUAGGAUGGGAGAGCAUUUUUUACGUGUUUGGUGGUGUGGGGUUGAUUUGGUGUAUGUUUUGGUACGUCUGUGGUGGAAACUCGCCAGAGAGCGAAGGUUUUUCACUCAUUGAAGAGGAAAGCACUAUUGUAGGCUCAUCAGUUGGCGUACUCGCAGAUUAUGCCAUAUAUAAGCUGAACAUGCGAGUAGUCGUCGCGCGCAAAUUGGCUCAAGUUAUAGGAAGUCUGUCUAUCGCCAUAUGUCUACUGUUGGCCACGUUUGUAGUAAGCACGGCAGUUCAAGGGAUACUAGUAAUCACUAUUGGGACGGGACUGUACGGAUUUACCAUGGCUGGAUUAUCUGUAUCAUUGCAUGACAUAGCCCCACUUUAUGCUGGAACAAUAUUCGGUCUUAGCAAUACAAUUGCAACAAUUCCUGCAAUAUUCGGAGUGGUACUGACUGGAUGGAUAUUAGAUGUAGCUGGUCAUCAGUGGGAAAUCGUAUGGGUACUGACGAGUGCGAUCUAUUUUCUUGGAAUUGUAGCUUUCGUUGCUUGGGCAGGUGAUGAAGUUAUUAUCGAAUGA
Molecule: messenger RNA, 948 nt
Organism: Paraglomus occultum
Lineage: Eukaryota; Fungi; Glomeromycota; Glomeromycetes; Paraglomerales; Paraglomeraceae
Source: the annotation of a GenBank genome assembly